Andrographis paniculata is the source of this 917-nucleotide messenger RNA. RefSeq names its product anaphase-promoting complex subunit 6-like. The transcript is spliced from 6 exons. The coding region runs from base 60 to 401 and encodes 113 amino acids. The record is from RefSeq and is a predicted model, not a curated record. NCBI's taxonomy places the organism in Eukaryota, Viridiplantae, Streptophyta, Magnoliopsida, Lamiales, Acanthaceae.
GAAAUCAUUUUGGAGAGGUGUUGCCCUGCUGGUUAGUCCACGUGGGUAUUCAGCCUCUGAUGCCUCCUAUUGCUGAGACUGCAACAGGUUCUGCAUCCCUAAAUUCUGGGGAAAAUGAAUCAAGUGUUGUCCUACUGGAACUAGAGCAAGAAAUUUCUGAUACAGAGACAUUUGGCAAAUCGAUAUGUUCACUUACGAACAACACUGAUCUCUUAGCUUGCAAAGCAGAGUACUACCAUCAGUUUGAUUGCUUGAGAAGAUCCAUUUCAUCUAAAGAAACCGUGGAGCUUGGGCAUUCUCAUGAGCUCUAUCUAAUGGCAUUUAAUUUAGUUAAGGACUAUCCUCAAAGGUACUUAACAGAGUUUGGAUUUAUUUAUCGGCAUGCCAUUUUCUUUUCUUAAAGAAUUGGGUUCAGGUAUUCAAUAGAACUAUUUCAAAAGGCAGGGGAAAAAUUGCUAUUGCAUGUUAAAAUAUAUAGAAGUAAUUAUUGAACUUCACACUCGAUGGAAAUAGCAUGCAGUUUUGCUAAUUGCUACAUUGUAUGCUUGGGGAGUGAAGCUCGGUUGUACCUUCAUAUAUUAAUAUAUGACAUGGUUUUGAUAGAAAGGACUACACCUAGCCAGCUGCAUUGGUUUUGGGCAAAUGAAAUUUAUAUAUAUAUAUAUAUAUAUUCUAAAGAGGUGGCCAUUAUAAUUUGUAUUGCCUUCUGUCUUGGGCCUCUUGGCCAUAGUUGUGUAGCUUCAAGCACCCUGAAUAUUUUGUGUUCAUCCUUGUAAUGUCUUUGUUGAUAUUCUUUAACUCAAUUGGGGUGACUUCAAAGAAGAUUGACACCUUGAUUCCUUGAGUAAUGGCAACAUUGUAAUUGUGAUUUGGUGUAUUAGAAAUAGUAAAAUUUUGAUUGAAAUUGUCGUUUGAAA